This is a messenger RNA of Serpula lacrymans var. lacrymans S7.9, 1842 nucleotides long. RefSeq lists its product as uncharacterized. Gene Ontology annotation, molecular function: FAD binding. The record is from RefSeq and is a predicted model, not a curated record. Lineage: Eukaryota; Fungi; Basidiomycota; Agaricomycetes; Boletales; Serpulaceae. The transcript has 16 exons. Bases 1 to 1842 code for a protein of 613 amino acids.
AUGGCUACUAAUACUCUUCCAAAUCGCCCCCCACAAUCAAGGGAGAGUAAUGUUGAUGUGCUCAUCGUAGGUGCUGGGCCUACAGGGCUUAUGUGUGCGUAUGCACUAAUGCAAGCUGGUGCCAACGUCAGAAUCGUUGACAAAAGGCCAGAAUGCCUUGUUACCGGCCAAGCAGACGGGAUUCAGCCUAGGACUAUCGAGGUAUUGCAGAGCUAUGGGCUUGGUGACCGUCUUCUUCGCGAAGGCAAUCAUAUACACAUGGCUACGAUCUAUAUUCCUAACUCAGAGGGCGAUAUUGAAUCCACCGGGCGUAUACCAGUCAUAGGCACUGAGGGAACUCGAUACCCGUUUUUGAUUACCCUCAAUCAAGGAGCGAUCGAAGCUCUGUUUUGUGAUGCCAUACACUCAUUAGGAUUUGAUGUACACCGAUCAAUCGUUCCGACUUCUAUCGAGCUAUCACAGGAUAACGAAGAACUCGCGAAUCCAACAUCGCAUCCAGUCAAAGUAGUAUUACAGCAUCUCGAUUGUUCAAACGCAACAGAAAUCGUACAUGCGAAAUUUAUGAUAGGGACAGAUGGCGCGCAUUCAUGGGUUCGCAAGGCUCUGGAUAUAGCUAUGGAAGGAGAGCAAACAGAGUAUAUAUGGGGUGCUUUAGACAUGGUUCCUAUUACAAAUUUCCCUGACACUCGCAUCAGAGCCACUAUCCGCUCUCCUAACGGUUCUUGUAUGCUUAUUCCCCGUGAAGACGAUAAAAUUCGCCUAUAUGUACAAUUAUCGGAUGAAGAUAUUUUAGAUCCGCUUACGGGGAGAUCAGACAAAGAUAGAAUGAGCCCUGAAAAGCUACUGGAGGCUAUCAACAAGACAUUCAGUCCUUUUAAGAUGGAAAGGCCUUUGGAGUUUGACUGGUGGACAGUAUACAUAAGCGAGCGCCUUGGUCAGCGAGUAGCGUCGACAUUUUCUGUAAAGGAUCGUAUCUUCAUAGCGGGGGAUGCAUGUCAUACGCACUCGCCCAAAGCAGGCCAAGGGAUGAAUGCAGGCAUGAGCGAUGCACAUAAUCUCGCAUGGAAACUGACACAGGUUUUGCGAGGUUGGAGUGAUAUCUCGCUACUCAAGACUUAUGAGUUCGAACGGCGAAGGUAUGCGCAAGACCUGAUAAAUUUCGACAAAGAAUACGCAACUUUGUUUUCGUGCAAGGGACGAACAGAGACAAAAAUUGAACACGAAAAUUUAUUGAAGGCUCAGAAUGCGUUUGGCGGCUUCAUUACCGGCAUUGGAGUGCAGUAUUGCUCAUCGUCCAUCAUAAUUCCCACCCACCAAUGGUGUGCCGAGAAUAUCUUGGUUGGACAACGCAUGCCACCGCAAAUAUUUGUGCGGGCUUCUGACGGGCGGCCAUAUGAAUUGCAAGAUCUGCUACCAGCAGACAUGCGAUUCAAGAUACUGCUAUUUUUGGGGAAUACAGCUGAUCCCUCACAGCUGGAAAAGGUCCAAUUACUAGCAAAAGAUAUGGAAAGCUCUGAAAGCUUCCUCAGAAGAUAUCUGAGGAAUGAUAACAUAACUUCCAUGUUUGACAUCUUGACCAUCCUAGCGGAAAAGAAAGAGCUUGUGAACAUAAUGGAUUUACCAAAGCUUUUUAGGCUUCACUGGUCACAAGUGUUCGUCGAUGAUUUAGACGUGACAAGAAGUAAGGGAGGUCAGGGGUACAGUGCAUUUGGCAUUGAUCCCAGUCAAGUGACGCUGGUUGUUGUUCGUCCUGAUGGCGUUGUUGGAAUGGUUGCUCCGUCCGAAUCGAUCGACGAUGUGAAUGGAUAUUUCGCAUCAUUCAUGAAAUCCUCCGAGGUAUGA